AGUUAAGUGAAAAUAAGGACUUGGGAAUAUCCGGAGAGCGACAGGUCUCAAAAUGCCCAACUGUAUGUCCAUGUUACUUGGACAAAUCUGUUGAAUUUAUAUGAUAGUUACCUGGCGUUCAAAGCUUCUCCAAUUCCCUGUGAAUUCCCGAGAUUUCGAGAAAGAUUCUUUUCAGAAACAACAAAUAACCAAUGGAUCACAUUGCUAGACUUCAGCAUGAAAUUCUUCUGCUUGUCUUGAUGCUAAACUUUGGUCUUUUACACUGUCAAGAAAGCAACUUAUCAUUUAAACCAUUAAAUCUGAGAAUUUACAAUAUAUCAUCACUUCAGCGUUUGAAUGUGGAGUGGAAAGUCAGCGACAGUGCGUAUGACUUACAGUCAGAUAUUGUAUUUCACAUUCAAGUGAGCAGAGGUAAAGAAAUAAACAUCAUACAGAAUCACUAUUAUCAAACACAUCUUUCCAAGACCGAUAAAGUGUUUCGGUGGUCUUGGGAUUCUGAUGUACCUUUGGAAUGUGUCUCCCACCAUAUCCGCAUCAAAAGCAGCACAGUGGGGAAUCCAUUCACUCGUAAUGAUCAAUGGAGUAAGUGGAGUGCAUGGAAGACACAUCAUGGAGAGAAUAAUGCGGACCGAUCCAAACCUUUCAUUUAUCCACAUGAGAAAAUAGUCCUUGAAGGAUCUACUGUUAGCUUCUGCUGCAUCCCGGGGAAAGGCCAGCGAAUUGAAAAAAUGACAUACAGGCAUACAGAUUACCAGGCACCCUCCGCUAGUGUUGUAAACAACACCUUUAUGAUCACCGUAAAUAAUGUAUCAAUGUCUAAGUACGAUGGUCACAACGUCAUGUGCUUUUUGGACAGACCACCGUCACUCCAUGGGACUGUUCUUAUUGUCAGCAAACCACCAGAUCAGCCAAAGAAUCUUUCAUGCGAAACGCGUGAUCUGAAGACCUUAAAUUGCAGGUGGCUUCCUGGGAAGAAAUACAACUUUGAAGAUGGUGACGAUGGCCAAGUGUCUCCCAAAUACACACUACAUGAAUGGUUGUCCAAUAAAUCUUCCUCCUGCAAUUCCAGAGACAGCUGUUUGUGGACCAUUGAGAAAAACAAGUCAUUAUAUAACUUUACCUUGAUUGCUGAAAACGCACUGGGAAAAAGAAGCAUUGAUAUUGUUGUGAACGUGACAGUAAACGUUCGUCCAUUGGUACCAACAAAACUGUCAACAGUGUCCUUGACUCCGAGAAAUGCGACAUUAAAAUGGUCUUUGGGAGCAGACUAUAGCACCUUGGUGCUGCGGUGUCAGAUUGGACUGCAGAAGACCACGCAAGAUGAAGAACAGAUAAACAUCACAGUAAAAGGAACCUUUUCCGGCUCAUCAUACAGUGUUACCCUUGAUAAACUACAGCCAUAUACUCACUACACAUUGAGAAUACGUUGUGCAGUAACUUCUUCUUUACCGUGGUGGAGUGAAUGGAGUGAGGAGCUUACACUCAGGACACCAGAAGAUGUUCCCGCAGCACCGCUUGACAUUUGGAGAGAAAUAACAGAGGAUAAUGCUGACAGAACCGUGACUCUUCACUGGAGGCCUUUGCCAGCAUUUUAUGCCAACGGAAACAUUUUUCGCUAUGAUGUUUCUUGGAAGCCACAAGGGGAUCUUUCUGACCUGCAACACAGGAAUGUUUUAGCUCAACAAAACAGCACACGGAUUGUAAUCGAUGGCCAGGCUCACAUAAUCCGGAUUACAGCGCAAAACAAAGCAGGCAGUUCUCCACCCUCAGAGAUAAGAAUUCCUGCAGUCAGCAAAAAUGAUAAUGAAAUACAAGAGGAAAGGACACACGGCAGUGACGGCGGGGUUUAUUUAUCAUGGAAGGCAGCUCCUGUUUAUCAGGGAUAUAUAGUGGAAUGGUGUGACUAUCCUAGGUCCCCUCAUUGUGAUCUUCAGUGGACAAAGUUUAACUCCAGCAUCCAUAGAGUCACCAUCAAAUCCAGUGCCUUUAGACCAGGGGUGAGGUAUAACUUUCAAAUUUAUGGAUCUAAUCACCUUGGCGAGUAUUUAUUGGAAAAAAAAGCAGGAUAUACAAGGGAACUGGCACCUUCAGUGAAGCCAAGAGUGAAAAUUGACAAAAUUGAACCAGAUGCCCUGCAAUUAAACUGGGACCCAUAUCCAAACAAUGAAUUACAGGAAGGGUUUAUCAGCGGCUACAAUAUUUACAUUAAACCCCCCACAGAAAUUGGUGAAUUAAUGAAAACGGAAGAACAUAUACUUUCAGAUGGCUCACGAGUUUGCAGAUUUUCAAUUAGGGAUCCUGACAAGAAGAACUUCACUUUAAAACAGCUAAGAGCCAAUACCAAGUAUGAAAUUGGAGUAACUGCGGUCACUGAGGGCGGUGAAAGUGAUUUUGAAUUUAUUAAAGCUCAUACCCCAUCAGACACACGGGCAGUAAUUCUCGCUAUAGUCCUGUCUGUGGUUAUGUUCUCAGUCACAGCCCUAAUAAUGCUCAUUAUGGGAUACUGCAAGAGAGAAUGGUUAAAGAACUUAUUUUACCCUGACAUUCCGGAUCCAAACAAGAGCAAUAUACUUUCCUUUGAUAUGUUGAAGGGCAAUGCAGAAAGAAGUGUGAUGAUACCAAGCACAUGCCGAUCUCAAAGCAUAUAUAUCGUAAAGGUUCAAGAACCGGACUUACAAGGACUGAAAAAUGAAAUCUACCACCAAACAAUGCCGCCAAGCAGUGAGCUAAACAACAAAGAAAAGAACUGUUUUAGAUGCCUAGAAGAACAGAACACACAAGAUGCCUUGAAUGACUUUGAACACGCAAGAUCAUCAAGCGAAACUCUAGAUAAAGAAUUGUAUCCACCCCAAACAACUAAUUACAUAGAGUUUUUCAACAGAAAUAAUUGUGCUACAUCAGACGAAAUGUUAGAUGCUAUAACAGAUUUAGGAUAUAAGCCACAGACAGACAUGUCACAAUUGAGUUUACAGUUAUAUCAAAAUGAAUGUUCCCCCACAAACUUGACAACUACAAAUUCAGAACCGGAUUUAAGAUGGAAGGAAAUACAUACAAAGGAAAAUUUCAGCAUGGACAUGACAGGACCGGUAUCUGGCUACUACAACAUUCGUACUGAAAGAUUAGGAACAUACAAAGCAACAUAACAAAGCAAGAGGGAUACACAGUCAUUUCACACAAGCAUUAAUAAGUAUAAAGUAUAUAGAAUAAAAAAUGUGUUAUAGCAUAGAAGCCCAAAACUUACACUGCACCUUCUUAAUGCUGAAGCAAAAUGUACCUUGGGCUUUUGGAGUAUCUUCAGGAUUGAUAUGAGAAGGAAGCAGCAGCACCUCUACCCCUUGUAUUUAUAGCAUUAAAAUCUGAUCGAAAACCGAGAGAAGCUAAAAGUUGGAAAAUAACUCAGAUUGAGCAAGAGGAAAGUUAACAGUUUAUAAAAAU
Spea bombifrons (plains spadefoot toad) is the source of this 3435-nucleotide messenger RNA. It is a transcript of the gene OSMR, whose product is annotated as oncostatin M receptor. The transcript has 18 exons. Gene Ontology annotation, biological process: positive regulation of cell population proliferation; cytokine-mediated signaling pathway. Gene Ontology annotation, cellular component: external side of plasma membrane; signaling receptor complex. The record is from RefSeq and is a predicted model, not a curated record. Gene Ontology annotation, molecular function: leukemia inhibitory factor receptor activity; oncostatin-M receptor activity; cytokine binding. Lineage: Eukaryota; Metazoa; Chordata; Amphibia; Anura; Pelobatidae. Bases 192 to 3143 code for a protein of 983 amino acids.